Molecule: messenger RNA, 2016 nt
Organism: Symbiodinium sp. CCMP2456
Lineage: Eukaryota; Dinophyceae; Suessiales; Symbiodiniaceae
Source: the annotation of a GenBank genome assembly
AUGGAGCUCUCUGCCCUUUCACCGCUCGGAUUUGCGGUCCCCAAUUGCAACCGCCUUGCAGAGCAGCCGCAGCUGCACGUCACACAUGCCCGAUGUGAGCAAGCGAGAAGCCAACGUUCCAACGCGCAGUCCCUGUGCUUGGCUUCAUUGGCUGCAGCAGCAUGUGCGCGCUGUGCUGUAAAAAGACGAGCCUAUGGUGGCUAUAGUGGUGGCUAUGGCGGCAGAAUGGACGGAGAAGAAGUAAGGCGCCGCACCGAGAUGAAGCGAGAAAGGGAGACACAACAGUUCUACAUGUUCCAGAGGCAGAUCAUAAGCCGUGGAGGAGUGCAGCCGAAAGAUGAUGCACACUGGGAUGCGCUGGAGACGAGAAUUUUUGGACAAAGUCACGUGAAAGCUGGCAUUAACUUCGCCAAGUACGACAGCAUUGAGGUUACUGCAGAAGGUGGGACUGGAAAAGAGCAGCCGAUUUCCUCGUUCCAGGAAGCAUGUGAGAAGUACCAGCUGCCCGAUGAGCUGACAGCCAAUCUUGAGCGAUGCGGCUACGACACCCCGACGCCCGUUCAGAAGUACAGCAUCCCUGCAGUGCUGGAAGGCAGUGACGUGAUGGUCUCUGCACAGACUGGCAGUGGCAAGACCGCGGCAUUCUUGGUGCCCAUCAUCACUGCUGCUUUACAGGCUGGACCAAAGGAGCUCACGGAAGAGGGCGCCGUCUGCCCCACAAGCGUGAUUCUGGCACCAACCCGCGAGCUGUGUGAGCAGAUUGCCCAAGAGGCCAAGCGGCUGACAUUCAGAAGCUUCGCCCGUGUGGCUGCCAUUUAUGGAGGCGCCGAUGCCCUCCAGCAGCUGCGCGACAUAGCGGGCGGUGUGGAGAUUGUCGUUUGUGCACCGGGGCGCAUGGACGACUUCCUGCAGCGUGGCGUCGUCAGCAUGGAGGGAGUGAAGUUCCUGGUGGUAGAUGAGGCAGACAGAAUGUUGGACAUGGGCUUUGAGCCGCAGAUUCGAAACAUUAUUGAAAACUAUGGCAUGCCGGAGCCCGGCGAGGGCGGGCGCCAGACGAUGAUGUUCUCGGCCACAUUCCCUCAGGAGAUGCAAGACAUGGCCUUGGACUUCCUCGAUCCAGCCUACUACGGCAUUAAGGUUGGACAGGUGGGCCACGCAGCGACGGAUGUGGAGCAGUGCUUCGAACAGGUCAACUUCCGGGAGAAGAACGACAGGCUGCUGGAUUUAAUGACUCAGGCGAGUAGCGAGAAUGGCGAGCUGGGCAAAACGCUCGUGUUUGCAAACACGAAGAACACCGUUGACGACAUAGUUUGGAUCUUGAACGAUCGUGGCAUCAAGGCGGAGCCCAUACACGGAGGACUGACACAGGGUGCCAGAAGUCGAAAUCUGACUCUGCUCAAGAAGGGGGUACUCCAAGUUCUUGUCGCUACCGACGUCGCGGCACGAGGACUUGAUCUACCUGGGAUCGAGCACGUGAUCAACUACGAUCUGCCACAAGACGGCGACACCUACGUCCAUCGCAUCGGGCGGACCGGGCGCAUCGGCAACAAGGGCCGGGCCACAUCUUUCGUGUCGAAUUACGACAGCGCGUCGAAUCUGAAGAUGAUUGUCCGGCACAUCAAGGAUGCGAAGAAGGACGACCCAGAUGCCUCUGACGUGCCGGAGUGGCUAGAGGGGGUCCCCGUGGCGGUGGGGGCAGAGGCGGAGGAAGAGGACGAUACUAGCCGGCUGCAGCUGCCAUCUUCGGGUUCACAGCACCUCGCUAAAGUUAGGAUGCAUCAGACCGGACCCCGUGAGCCCCCGGCAAUGGCCCCAGCAGAGCGAAGCUCCAUGGGCAGUGCGAGGCAAGUUUUGAGAGUUUUUCUCGAGUUCUCGGACGGUGAGGAAGACCGUAGCGAUGCGUUGAAUCUGGAGAAGCGAUUCAUUGAUUUGUCGUUUGUAGCAAUUACUGCGCACAUCAGAACAGACCGCAAUAAACCUCAUGACGACUCUUCCUCCCUGUCUGUGCAGUCUUGA